AUGUCUACCAUGCCCGCCUCUCACGGCCACAGCGCCGCCUGCUGCAACAUCCCCCCCAUCGUGUCCAAGGGAUACCAGCCCAAGGGCUCGUAUGAAGAAGUCGGCGGCUACAAGACGUAUGUCACUGGCCCCGCCGACGCUACCAAGGCCAUCGUUGUCAUCUACGACAUCUUUGGCUACUUUGACCAGACUGUCCAGGGAGCCGACAUCCUGGCCUUUGGUGACGACCACCAGAAGUACAAGGUGUUCAUGCCCGACUGGUUCAAGGGAAAGCCCUGCCCCAUCGAAUACUACCCUCCCGAUACCCCAGAGAAGCAACAGGCCCUGGGCAAGUUUUUCGGCGAGUUCCCUCCUCCCAAGAUUGCCGGCUAUGUGCCCGAGUAUGUGGAUGCUCUCAAGGCCCACAGCCCGGCUGUUUCCAAGCUGGCCAUGCUAGGGUACUGCUGGGGCGGCAAAGUUGUUGCUCUCACAGUCAAGGCGCCAACCAACCCCUUCACUGCUGCGGCCUCGGCUCACCCUGCCAUGGUCGACGCUGCUGAUGCCGAGGGCCUCACCAUCCCCUUUGCCCUCCUGGCAUCUGGAGAUGAGAAUCCAGAGGACGUCAAGAAGUUUGAGGAGAACCUCAAGGUUCCCCACCAUGUCGAGACGUUUGCCGACCAGAUCCAUGGCUGGAUGGCGGCUCGGUCUGACUUGACCAAGGAGCGGGUCAAGGCUGAGUAUGAGAGAGGUUACAAGACGCUCUUGGAGUUUUUUGGCAAGCAUUUGUGAAGGGGGACUGUAAAAGUUUGAAUCAUGUGCAAUGGCAACUUGCAACAAAAGUAAAUGAGAAUGAGGCAAAUGAAAGAAACUGCAGCAGGAAGCUUUACUUCCACUGCAAUCU
Messenger RNA from Trichoderma virens Gv29-8, 880 nucleotides. RefSeq lists its product as uncharacterized. Lineage: Eukaryota; Fungi; Ascomycota; Sordariomycetes; Hypocreales; Hypocreaceae. The transcript has 4 exons. The coding region runs from base 1 to 768 and encodes 255 amino acids. The record is from RefSeq and is a predicted model, not a curated record. Gene Ontology annotation, molecular function: hydrolase activity.